CACGCAUGCGCACACCGCUCUCGCUCAGAUGUCAGCUGCAGCACAGACAGCGGACAAACAGUUAGCUUCGGCUCGUUAGCGCAGGGAAGUGACACACUCUGACCAAAAGCCUCUCGAGCCUCAGCAAAGUAAUGAAGUAGACUAGCCGGACAGCUAACUACGCGUACUUUAACCAGAAGAGGCUGACACUGUCACACGGUGAACAUGGAGUUUGAAGACAUAGACUCAGAGAGCCGGUGGCAAAAACUCUAUCUAGAAAUCAGGAAUCAGUCCCACGAGUGCUCCUACAAAGUGGCAAAGUAUCCAGAGAACCGCAACAGAAACAGAUACAGAGACGUCAGUCCGUUCGAUCACAGCCGGGUGAAGCUGGAGAACACGGAGAAUGACUACAUCAAUGCGAGUCUGGUAGUCAUGGAGGAAGCCCAGAGGAGUUACAUAUUGACUCAGGGCCCCCUCAGGAACACCUGUGGCCACUUUUGGCUCAUGAUCUGGGAGCAGAAGACCAAGGCAGUCAUCAUGCUGAACAGGGUCAUCGAGAAAGGCUCGGAAAAGUGUGCCCAGUACUGGCCCACGGCUGAGGAGAGGGAGAUGGCCUUCAGAGACACGCGCUUCUUGGUUACGCUGUUGUCAGAAGACACCAAGUCUUACUACACCACCAGAGUGCUGGAGCUGCAAAAUAAUAGCACGGGAGAGAAGAGGGAGAUCUACCACUUUCAUUACACCACGUGGCCUGAUUUUGGUGUCCCAGAGUCUCCGGCAUCCUUCCUAAACUUCCUUUUCAAAGUGCGGGAGUCAGGAGCGCUGGGGGUGGAUCACGGGCCGGCUGUGGUGCACUGCAGUGCUGGAAUCGGACGUUCGGGAACGUUUUCAUUAGUCGACACAUGUGUGGUUCUGAUGGACAAGAGGAAAGACCCCUCAUCAGUGGACAUCAAAAGCAUCCUGUUGGACAUGAGGAAGUACCGCAUGGGUCUGAUCCAAACCCCUGACCAGCUGCGCUUCUCCUACAUGGCAGUCCUCGAAGGAGCCAAGUGUAUAACGGGAGACUCCUCUGUACAGAACCGGUGGCAGGAGUUGUCCAGGGAAGAUCAGGAGCCAACAUCGGAGUCCCCCCCCUCAGCUCAGCCUCAGGCCAGGUGUCCGACAGAGCGGUGCAACGGCAGCCAGCGGGGAGGUCAGCUGGAGGAGGGAGGGGACUACAGACAGGAUGGCAAAGUGCCCGCACAGUCUCCCUGCAAGGAACAGGAGCUGGACGGCAGCACGACACAUAAACGGCGCAGAGAAGACAGCAUCUCCAAAUCAGGCACAGCCAAGACGCCCCAAAGCAAGCCCAGGACGAACGACUCUGAGAAGAAGAGAAAAAGUUUGGGCUGCAUUUGCUGCACAUGACAAGAGCUGGCCUGUCCAGUGGGGGGCAGUGUAUCUUUACCCCCCUCUGCGACAGCGACAACGACCACGAAGAGCACAUUUAAAGGACGAAGUUUACCCACAGCUUUUAUAAAGAACUCCCACUCUUAUACAUGGAGGUGUGUGUGGUGUGUGUGUGUGAUGUCUGCUGUGUUUUUGUUUCCCUUGAGGUUUUGUUCUUGUUUUCUUGAUUUGCUUGGCCCCUGUGGUUUGGAGUUGUGUUAAUUUUGGCUGCACUCUAGCAUGGUGUGUGGUUGGGUGUGUAUAUGUGUGUACAUUUGUGGUUGACGGUCGUUGGCGCUCUGAAAUGUUAGGUUGAGAUGGAAAUAAUGCAAGGUGCUAACUUCUUUUUAAAGAGCAUCAUCACAUCUGAAGGCGAAUUUUCAUCUGUUCAAUCUGUUCGAGCAAGCCAGAGAUCAAAUUAACAACUACCAAAGUUUUUUCUGUUGGGGGUGCUAGAACAGAAUCAUUGAUGGUACCUUGACAAUCAUCCAAGGAAGUAAUUCACCAAUAAACAGUCAAUUCUUGUCCUGAGGCUAUAAAUCCAUCACACCAAACAUGUUGAAGCUCAUUCGAUGCAUGUUCGUAUGGUUUUGCUGCUGUCCUAACUUUCAGACUCGCUUCAUGAGGUCUUAAAGUUUCUUCAGGACUACAGCAUGGCUGUGUUCUUGGUUUGUGGAUUUGAUACUGCAUCAGUUGUGUUUUGGCCUUGUGAACGUUUCAAUAGAAGUUUGAAAUUCAGCAGCGGUUUGGUAACUGAACCUUUGUUCAUUUAACAGGCUGGAGGACUGUUGAGUGUAACGUCUUGUGCUGUAGUUCAUCAAAUUAGAUUUGGGCUGCAAUUUAGUACAUUUAGUCUAGGGGAUGUCAGGGGACAGAAUUGUGAAGCCAAAUGUGUUCUAGAAAUAAUCAGUUACUAUCAAUUACUAUCACAUGAGACAAAGGAGCAGCAAGUCCUCAAAAUAAGGAAGCUAUAACGAGGGAAUGUUCGGUAUUUUUGCUUUGAAAACUACUUUGAUUAUCAAAAUAGGUGCUGAUAAUGUUCUGCCAUCUAACCAAUCAUUUCACUUCUAAAGACAUUCUUUCUGUUUCAUGUGUUAUUUAUGCUGGGGUGAGAAGGUUUGAGCGGUAAACGGCACAGACACAAACAAGGCUGGAUUUAGCAGAUUUAUGUCUACAUAACCUUUUCUCUGGCUGAUUUUUGAAGGUGGCAGCACAGUAGGUGCUCAUUUCAUGUUCCCAGAACUCCACAUUACAUCUUUGAAAGUCUGACCAACAAACCAAAACCCAAUCAAAGAGAGAGAAAAAAACUAAAAAAAGUGACAUUUUUGCUGGAUAAAGAUUAAUCAAAGAUCAAAGUUUAACUGAUUGUUUCACAUCACACGGGGAUGAGUCAGAUCAGAUCUAAUGCUGUGUUGUAAUGUUUAGAAAUGACCACAUUUGUGUUCAAGUGUUCAAAGCUAAGAAUAUCUGGGCAGAUGUUGCUUUUUAAACACAACUGCUUUGCAUUGAUAAUCAGUCUAAUGUUGACACUGACAUGCCACAGCUUCCCUUUCCUGCUCUGCCGUUUGGUUUUAGACACUCACUAACUUGAUUUUGUGGCACGAGUCGCUUUGAUCACUCCUGAGCUUCACUGACACUCUGUUAGGAGAUUUGUCAAGUUCAACCUC
Molecule: messenger RNA, 3074 nt
Organism: Larimichthys crocea (large yellow croaker)
Lineage: Eukaryota; Metazoa; Chordata; Actinopteri; Sciaenidae
Gene: ptpn2b
Product: protein tyrosine phosphatase non-receptor type 2b
Exons: 10
Coding region: 205-1386 (393 amino acids)
Biological process (GO): peptidyl-tyrosine dephosphorylation; negative regulation of ERK1 and ERK2 cascade; negative regulation of receptor signaling pathway via JAK-STAT
Cellular component (GO): cytoplasm; nucleus
Molecular function (GO): protein kinase binding; non-membrane spanning protein tyrosine phosphatase activity
Source: RefSeq, a predicted model, not a curated record